This is a messenger RNA of Sinocyclocheilus rhinocerous, 1059 nucleotides long. RefSeq names its product GTPase IMAP family member 4-like. NCBI's taxonomy places the organism in Eukaryota, Metazoa, Chordata, Actinopteri, Cypriniformes, Cyprinidae. Gene Ontology annotation, molecular function: GTP binding. The transcript is spliced from 2 exons. The record is from RefSeq and is a predicted model, not a curated record. The coding region runs from base 53 to 1054 and encodes 333 amino acids.
UGCACCCCAGACUUCAGAAAAAAGCUUGAAGACAAGUGGGAAAGGAAAAUGGAUGCAGAAGAAACAACAGAAUAAAACAGAACAACAUUUGACUCAGGCAGAGCUCAGGAUCGUGAUGGUGGGUAAAACUGGAGUUGGCAAAAGCACAACAGGAAACACCAUCCUGGGUAGAAAAAUGUUUAAAGCACAAUUAUCUUCAGAAUCUGUGACUGGGAAAUGCCAACAAAAUCAGCAGACAUUAGAUGGUAGAAACAUCUCAGUGAUCGACACUCCAGGACUGUUUGAUACAUCAAUCAGUGAAGAACAACUGAAGAAAGAGAUUGAGAAGUGUGUGGAGAUGUCUGUUCCUGGUCCUCAUGCGUUUCUUCUGGUCCUCAGACUGGACGUGAGAUUCACAGAUGAGGAGAAAAACACCGUGAAAUGGAUUCAGGAAAACUUUGGAGAAGAAGCUGCACGUUACACCAUCAUUCUGUUCACUAGAGGAGAUCAAUUAGAUAAACCUAUAAAGCAGUUUCUGGCAGAAAAUAAGCAGAUUAAUGAGCUAGUUAGUCAGUGUAAAGGCAGGUAUCAUGUGUUCGAUAAUACAGAUGGAAACAAUCGAUCACAGGUCACUGAACUGCUGGAGAAGAUAGACAGAAUGGUGAUGGAGAAUGGAGGAGAGCAUUACACAAAUGAGAUGUACAGAGAAACUCAGAGAAAAAUUGAGGAAGAAGAGAAGAGGCAGAGAGAGGAAGAAGAGAAACUGAGAUUGGAAGAGGAGAAAAAGAUAAGGGAGGAUGAAAGAAGGAAGAUUAUACACAAGGUAAAACAUGUGGCCUUAGUGGGAGCAGGUGUGGCAGGAGCAGUAGCUGGAGGGGCAGCAAUGGUUUUUACAGGGGGAGUGGUAUUGCCUGCUGCUUUAAUGGCAGGAGGAGCAGCUGUUGCAGGAGGAACGGGUGUGAAAGUUAUGGUAGAUAAAUUUAAAGAAAAGGAGCAAAAGGGAACGGGUGUGAACGUUAUUGUAGAUCAAUUUAAAGAAAAGGAGCAAAAGGGAAAAGCAGCAAACCUGACAUAAUCCGU